Penicillium expansum is the source of this 834-nucleotide messenger RNA. RefSeq lists its product as uncharacterized. NCBI's taxonomy places the organism in Eukaryota, Fungi, Ascomycota, Eurotiomycetes, Eurotiales, Aspergillaceae. The coding region runs from base 1 to 834 and encodes 277 amino acids. The transcript has a single exon. The record is from RefSeq and is a predicted model, not a curated record.
AUGUUAAUGGGAGCCAGUGAAUUCGACUCAAUACCAUACGAGAUAUCUGCGAACUGCGGAUUCGAUUCCUCCCACUGGGAGAUGCUUGGGAACGGCGAUAUGUGUUCCUUCCCUGUUGAGUUAUUGCAGACAUCACGCCAGAACGGAUUGCACAACCCCGAGAUCCCUCCAAUAGGCUUGGAGGCAUACGUCUCUCCUAUGUCGUUCUCACAGUCUUGUAAAUGCGACGAAGAGGUUUCCGAUAUAGUACGCAGCCUGAGCCGCGCGAAUAUGUCACACGAUAUCAUCCCGAUGCUUCGCACAGGAGUCUCCCUCACAGAGAGACUACUGACCUGUCCUAUGUGCUACGACGUGUCCAAACCGCCUCGAGUAACGGUUCAAAAUGUCCUGCUCAUCGGCCAGCUGAUGUUCGAAAUAACAUCCGGCUACCAGAAGUACCUCCGCUGGCUGAAUAAACACUGUACUGAGAUCGAUAUCAGUAAUGAAACUAGAACGGUCUACCUUGACUCUGGGCUUGGAAUCUCAUCAGAACUGAAUUUACAAAUCAAUGGCGAGAAACUACGAGAUCUAGUCGUGCAUGGCCUUCAGACAGAUACUGAACGGCUUUUGAUGUUGGGGAAACAGUUUGCGCAACGGCAACGAAAUCGCCAUAUGGUCGGCCACGAAGCUUGUCCCAAUUCCGAAGGUCUUUGUCGGAGAAAGGAGGAUGCUACUGAUCAUGAUCCGCUCGAUCUCUGUCCGCAUGAUCCAGUAGCGCGGAAGUUGGUGCCUUGUUUCCGUAUCGUUGAUGAAGUUCGCGGAAUGAUCAAGCAAGUUGCAGAUGCCGCUGUGUGA